Molecule: messenger RNA, 455 nt
Organism: Ruditapes philippinarum (Manila clam)
Lineage: Eukaryota; Metazoa; Mollusca; Bivalvia; Venerida; Veneridae
Product: serine protease inhibitor Cvsi-2-like
Exons: 3
Coding region: 79-348 (89 amino acids)
Source: RefSeq, a predicted model, not a curated record
ACAAACGUCUGUUCGUCUGGUAUUUAAGUCAGUUUAUUAUUUCGUUAGAUUAUUCGUCUCUAAAGGAUACAAAUCACAAUGCAUCUGUCUGUGGCUUUAGUGCUUCUUGUAGUUGCGGGUACGGCCUAUUCGGAAUUAUGUACUAGUACUGACGACUGCAGAAACCAUGGCACCACACGCUGUGAACACAACACGCACGUGUUUUGUCUUACCAGUGUUAACCAGUGUGUAUGUGCGACUGACUCAGUCACAAACGGACAAAUGUGUGGGAAUACUGAUGACUGCCCCAGCUGUCACCAUGGUGACCGCAGACAUUGUGUUGACGGCCACUGUGUUUGCUACAGAUAAGUCCAACAUCAGCAUAGGAAUCAAACAAUAUUCAAAUACAACACGCAAAAAGUAUAAAUAUUGAAUUGGUAUAAAAAUAAAUCUUAUUAAAUUGAUAGUUCACACCA